GUAGAAGGCCGGACGACUGGGCGCGUCGAGGACAGAGCAUACUGCUUGCAAGGUAUCCUCGAUGUUAAGCUAGCGCCAAUAUAUAGUAAGGGUGAGGCCGGCGCUUUCAACUAUCUAAAGCGCGAGAUGCACAAGCUAGAACAAUACAUCUAA
This is a messenger RNA of Bipolaris maydis ATCC 48331, 153 nucleotides long. NCBI's taxonomy places the organism in Eukaryota, Fungi, Ascomycota, Dothideomycetes, Pleosporales, Pleosporaceae. The record is from RefSeq and is a predicted model, not a curated record.